Messenger RNA from Paraglomus occultum, 1545 nucleotides. The record is from the annotation of a GenBank genome assembly. NCBI's taxonomy places the organism in Eukaryota, Fungi, Glomeromycota, Glomeromycetes, Paraglomerales, Paraglomeraceae.
AUGAAUGACCAGACCACUGUGACCGAGUUCCUCAAACAACAAUUCCCUCAAGCUUCAGAAGAGUCUGUGACCAAGGUUGCCAAAAGUUUUGAGACAGAGUUCAUUUUUGUUCUUGGGGACUGUAAAGGAUACACAGCUACAGAAUUAAACAACCUGGGCAUUCCUUCGAAUGUAUUAAAAGCAUUAGAAAAAAAUGGGUUUCUGAAGUCUCAAGGAACAAGUUUGAAACGAAAAGCCUCAGAAAUUGCGGAAGAAGAACACCGAACCUUUAAAAAGCUUGGACAAGCCUUCGACGCCUAUCCAUCCUCUCUCGAGGAGCUUAAGGAGCUUCUCAAGACGCCACCUAUCGCUGAAAUUCCUGUGAGAUCCCAUCUUUUGCCUCGUGACGCAACGUUUCUUAAAGGCUACGUGAUCCCGCGUGAAGAAACAAACGAGCUUGACUAUCCACAAUUAAGUCUUUUAUUCGAUAAUGCAAUCGAAGCAUCUACACCGUCAGGCACAGAAAACAAUAGAAUUUCAACAUGGGAUACUCUUAUCAAACACCCAUUGCAGUGCUUUUCGAGAUAUCUGGAAAUUAACCUUCGUUUCGACCGCAAUUCGAAAGAUCAGUCAACUGCAACUGUCGCCAACAAGAGACCAGAUUUCAUGUGCUGGAUGGAAUCUACAUUGAUCCUGAAAGGAGAAGAAAAAAGAUUCGACGAAGAGUUUAAUCAGGCAGAAAGUGAACUUCGCACUAAAAUGUCAGAGUGGAGCCCACUAUUUUUUGGCGAAUUAGACUACAUUUUUGCAUUCGCUGCUGCGGGAAAAUAUCUUCGGUUGUUCCAGCUUUUACACGAUUACCAAACGUGGCAACCUCGAGAUCCUCAGUAUCAAGUUCGACCUGGGGAGCGGAUUCCUUCUACUAUACCAUUGUAUGGUAGUAUCAUGCGACCAACUUCAGAGAUUACAUUUCUCCCUGACGGAGUCCACAAGAAAAUCCAGAAUUUUGGAACGCUAUUUAAGUAUUCCAAGAUUGGGGACUUGAAAAAUAUAUACCGAGCGACCAAGCGUGAGACACAUAUAAUCCAUCAAGUGAAGCCGCCAAAACUCAGUGGGACGACAUACACCAUUACACUCCAUCCGCUGGGUUUUCAUCAGCGUCCACGUUCUUUGCAAAUGUUGAAAGAAGCUAUGAAAUCAGUGCUCACAGGCUUGAAUUCUCUGCACACCCGAGGCUAUGUGCACCGGGAUAUUCGUUGGGAAAAUGUGCUGCGAAGGAGGGAGGAGGAGGGAGGAGGUUGGAUGAUAAUUGAUUUAGAACAUGCUGGCCGGCCCGGACCUGUAAACUACAGGCUCCAGUCUUGGCCUCCGGGAGUUGGUGGGGAAGAAACAGGUUCGCAGCCGUACACUAAUGCCUGCGACGUGUAUCUUGUUGGUAAGCUCAUGGUGGACUGCUCUAAUGUGAUUUUGGAUUCGAGCGGUGAGAACUUCUCGCAGAGACUUUUAUCAGCAGUUGGCACAGACAUCUCAGCGGGAGAUGUACUCAGUGAUACAUGGUUACAAUAA